UUUGUUAUCGAAAUGUGAGAUAGUCAUAUUUUAAAACAUUUAGAGUUAGCAAAGUGUUGGGAGAUGUUUUGUUUCCAACAAUGAUAUUUAGACGCAGUCUCGUUAGAAGUUUAAAAAUUGUAAUAGUCGUCUUCGUAAUUCAUUCUUUUCUUGCUUUUGUUCAAUUUUUGCGACCAUCUGACCAAGUUAGACAUGCACAGAAUGGUACAUAUAGGACACUAGAUACCAAAGAUGACCUUAUCCUCUCCGAUGCUAUAACCAAAGCUUCAGACUCACCUAGAUCCAAGAUCUCCCAGAGCCGAGUGAUGAAGAUCAUGGACUUUAACCCCAAGCCAAACUGCGCACACAGACUCAAGUUCAAGAAGUGUGAGUUUGACGCAUGCGCUAUGACCACAAACCCACAGGAAGCGGAUAUUCUGAUGUUCAACGCAGUUAAUAUGAAGGACUUGAUUGUACCAAAGCGUCCUAUUGGACAGAUUUGGCUCCUGUACACGAGAGAACCGAUCACAGAUAGGAGGAUGCAAUACUUGAACCAAUCUUCUUAUCAUGGUCAAUUCAACUGGACCAGGACCUACUUUAGCGAUUCAACUUUCUUGAGCAUUUAUGGACUUCUAAUUCCACGCAAACGUCCACAGAAAGAUUAUGAACAGAUCUACCAUCGCAAGAAAUAUGACGUGGCAUGGUUUGUCAGUAAGUGUAGCACCAGCUCAAGGAGGGAGGACUAUGUCCACAGAAUGUCCAAGUUUGUCCAGGUCCACGUUUAUGGUGGGUGUGGGAACUUCAGCUGUGGGUCUGGAGGUUUUGAUAUGGGAGGAUCUCGGGAUGAAUGUCUACACAAACUGUCAGAAGAGUACAAAUUCUAUUUGUCCUUCGAGAACUCGUUUUGUAGAGAUUAUGUCACGGAGAAAUUCUUCAACGUGUUUCCAGAUAUAGACGUCAUUCCCGUGGUCAGGGGCGGAGCUGUGUACGAGCGCCUGUCGACCCUGGACACUUACAUCAACGCUAAGGACUUUGCUUCGCCGGAAAAGCUCGGCAGGUACCUGCAGGAACUGUCUCGUAAUAAAACCCAAUACCUGAAGAUGCUGCAGAAGAAAGAUGAGUAUGAUAAGAUAUUCCCUCAACACAAUGCAGGCUGUGAACUGUGUCAAGCUGCCCACUCACGCUCACCACGUCACGUGUUUGAUGACGUUUACUCCUGGUUGACACGACCCGGAAACUGUUGGCCUCCAGACGACUUGUCCACUAAUUAGCUCAAAGGAUGUCCGUGUGUGUGUGGCAUGUGUAUGGUGGAAGGGAUGUACUUUUAGGUCAUGUUGAUACAUAUGUUAUGUUCAUUUUACGUUAGUGCAGAGUUUUUACUGAGGCUCUUGGUAUUAUGAGGCCAUGGGAAGCUCUUGGUAUUAUGAGGCCAUGGGAAGCUCUUGGUAUUAUGAGGCCAUGGGAAGCUCUUGGUUUUAUGAGGCCAUGGGAAGCUCUUGGUAUUAUGAGGCCAUGGGAAGCUCUUGGUUUUAUGAGGCCAUGGGAAGCUCUUGGUAUUAUGAGGCCAUGGGAAGCUCUUGGUUUUAUGAGGCCAUGGGAAGCUCUUGGUAUUAUGAGGCCAUGUGAAGCUCUUGGUUUUAUGAGGCCAUGGGAAGCUCUUGGUAUUAUGAGGUCAUGGGAAGCUCUUGGUUUUAUGAGGCCAUGGGAAGCUCUUGGUUUUAUGAGGCCAUGGGAAGCUCUUGGUAUUAUGAGGUCAUGGGAAGCUCUUGGUUUUAUGAGGCCAUGGGAAGCUCUUGGUAUUAUGAGGCCAUGGGAAGCUCUUGGUUUUAUGAGGCCAUGGGAAGCUCUUGGUUUUAUGAGGCCAUGGGAAGCUCUUGGGUUUAUGAGGCCAUGGGAAGCUCUUGGGUUUAUGAGGCCAUGGGAAGCUCUUGGUAUUAUGAGGCCAUGGGAAGCUCUUGGUUUUAUGAGGCCAUGGGAAGCUCUUGGGUUUAUGAGGCCAUGGGAAGCUCUUGGUUUUAUGAGGCCAUGGGAAGCUCUUGGGUUUAUGAGGCCAUGGGAAGCUCUUGGGUUUAUGAGGCCAUGGGAAGCUCUUGGUUUUAUGAGGCCUCCAGUCUUCAGGGGAAUUAUUGGAAAAGAUACAAUAGAAAAAUAUAAAUUUCGUUCAAAUGCUUUGCAUCAAUUAAUUUACUGACAUAUUUGUUGACCCAUUCAAAACACUGCCAAAACAAAUGACUAUCCAUUCUCAUUUUGAUGUCAUGAUCAUAUUGUCAUUGAUGUCCUAUACUUGUCAUAAUAAAUAUACUUACCAAAGUUAAAUAGCACA
Biomphalaria glabrata is the source of this 2302-nucleotide messenger RNA. Its product is annotated as glycoprotein 3-alpha-L-fucosyltransferase A-like. The transcript is spliced from 6 exons. Gene Ontology annotation, molecular function: alpha-(1->3)-fucosyltransferase activity. Lineage: Eukaryota; Metazoa; Mollusca; Gastropoda; Planorbidae. Gene Ontology annotation, cellular component: membrane. Bases 81 to 1250 code for a protein of 389 amino acids. The record is from RefSeq and is a predicted model, not a curated record.